Molecule: messenger RNA, 855 nt
Organism: Saccoglossus kowalevskii
Lineage: Eukaryota; Metazoa; Hemichordata; Enteropneusta; Harrimaniidae
Product: carbohydrate sulfotransferase 1-like
Biological process (GO): N-acetylglucosamine metabolic process; sulfur compound metabolic process
Molecular function (GO): N-acetylglucosamine 6-O-sulfotransferase activity
Source: RefSeq, a predicted model, not a curated record
AUGGAGUCAUUCACAGCCAUAACUAAGACGAUUGAUGCCAUGAGAGAAGCAAAAGUUUUAAAAACUACAGAUGACAUAAGAAGGAAAACCAAUGAUGCUAAAGUUAUACUUGUUGCCGCUCACCGAACGGGCUCGUCAUUCACUGCGUAUUUUCUUAACCAUAUUAGGAAGUGGAGGUUGGCUGUUGAGGGGAGUGACACUCUAAAAGAUGCAUGCAAGCAGAGUGUGGGAUGCAGUACAUUGACACCUGAACAGUUGUCUGAAAGCUGUGAUACGUUUAAGCACGUAGCAAUGAAAGUCAUACGUUUGGACUCCCUAACGCUAUUAGAAUCACUUGUAGUUGAAGAUAGAAUGAAUCUGAAGGUACUACACCUCGUCAGAGAUCCUCGCGGAGUCGCCUCAUCAAGAAAGCGCUUCUACGGAUACACCGAGAAAAAGCCACUUGUCGACUCGAUGAACACCUAUUGUCAAUCUACGGUAGAAAAACUUGAGUUCAGCUCAAAUAUACCCGACUGGUUAAAGGGCCGAUACAAACGUAUCCGGUACGAGGAUAUUGCAAUAGACCCACUUAAAACAGCUAAAAUUAUAUACCAUUUUAUCAAUCUCCCUCUACCUUCAAUUGUUACUGACUGGAUCAGUGCAAAUACAAAACAGGAUAAUAUUAAUUCAAUGAGUAAAAUGAGUACACACAAGAACUCCACGGCUGCUGCUCAAUCGUGGCGGUCUAGACUGUUGUAUGAUGAUGUAGAAGAAAUUCAAAGCUUGACACAAUGUCACAAACUUAUGGAUAUGAUGAACUAUUACGCAAUAGACAGCCCCACGCAGAUGACAAAUCUGUCAUUUGUGACGUUUUAG